Molecule: messenger RNA, 3107 nt
Organism: Agelaius phoeniceus (red-winged blackbird)
Lineage: Eukaryota; Metazoa; Chordata; Aves; Passeriformes; Icteridae
Source: RefSeq, a predicted model, not a curated record
CCAAGAUGGCGGCGUGUGGGCCGGCGGGGGCCGCGGCUGGCGGUCCCGGCCGGGCGGGGGUCGGGGCGGGCCCGGCCCCGGGACGGGGAUCGGGGCGAGCGGGGGUCGGGACGGUCCUGGUGGCCGCGUUGGCGGUGCUCGGCUCGCUGCAGGUGACCCGCGGCGCCGGGAGCGGCCCCGGCGAGCCCUCGCUGCAGCCGUACCCGCCCGGGCAGCACGGCCCUCGGCACGGCCACCGGCACGUCAGGGACUGCCAGCCCGUCAAGUACGGAAAUGUCACCCACGAAGCGUGGCCCGGCGACAACAGCACGGCCGGGCCGGUGGCUGUCACCAGGACGUUUGUCUCGUACAUCCACCCGGAGGGCAGCGACCGCAAGGUGAUCUACGGGCACUUCACCUUCGUGAGGAACCCCCUGAGCACCUUCUCCGUGCUGGAGCCGGGCGGCGCCGGCGGCUGCCGGGCUCAGCGCAGAGCCCCCGUGGAGGAGACUGCAAAGCUCAGGAAGUGUCUGGUGGCCCAGAACGGCGGCUACUUCAACAUGGAAACCGGAGAGUGCCUCGGGAAUGUUGUGAGCGAUGGGAGGCUGGUGAGAGACUCGGGAGGCCUACAAAACGCUCAGUUUGGCAUCCGGAAAGAUGGCACCAUGGUGUUCGGCUACCUGUCCGAGGAGGAUGUCCUGGACCAGUCCAACCCCUUUGUGCAGCUGGUGAGCGGCGUGGUUUGGCUGCUGAGGGAUGGAGAGCUGUACAUCAACCAGAGCAGGGCAGCUGAGUGUGGGGACAUCCAGAGCACAGGAACCUUUGACAGGUUCAUCAAUGUGAUCUCAGCCAGGACUGCAGUGGGACACGACCGUCAGGGCCGGCUGGUCUUGGUUCAUGUGGAUGGACAGACAGAGUCCAGAGGGGUCAGCCUGUGGGAAAUGGCAGAGUUCCUGAAGCAGCAGGGAGUGAUCAAUGCUAUCAACCUGGAUGGUGGAGGCUCUGCCACGCUGGUCCUGAACGGGACCCUGGCCAACUACCCCUCUGAGCACUGCUCCUUUGACAGCAUGUGGCGCUGUCCCCGGAGCAUCUCCACCGUGGUGUGCGUGCACGAGCCGGGCUGUGACCCGCCCGACUGCAGCGGCCACGGGCUCUGCGUGGCCGGGCAGUGCCGCUGCGACAGCCCCUUCUGGGCGGGACCCGCCUGUGACACCUUGGACUGCGGCCCUGCCAACUGCAGCCUGCGCGGCGUCUGCAGCGCCGCUGGGUGCCUGUGUGACGCCGGCUGGACUGGCAGCAACUGCACCGAAGCGUGUGCUCCUGGCUCCUUCGGGCAGUCCUGCAGCCAGCAGUGCCGCUGCCAGCACGGCGGCUCCUGUGACCCCGUGCACGGCGCCUGUUCCUGCCCUGCCGGCUUCUACGGCACCAGCUGUGAGCAUGAGUGUCCCCCGGGCUGGUUUGGGCCGAGCUGCCAGAGCCGCUGUGCGUGUGACCACUCGUGUCCCUGUGACCCCGAGACGGGCAGCUGCAACAUCAGCCACCACGGGGCACUGCAGGAGCACUUACACAGAGCUGGACAGUGUUUGGCUUCCCUGGAAAAGGAGAAGAGCAAAGACAAGUUCUCUCUGUCGGACCCUGGCCAGGGCGCAGGGAUUGGGGCACACUGGAGGACUCUGGCAAUGAAGGUGCCACGUGUGGCUGUGUGACCCUGGCACAGCAUCCUGCACUCCCCUGCACCACGGACAUGGCCCCAGCUCUGAGGUAGGUGUUGUGUUUGCAUAGGGAAUAUCUGAACCAGGGACAGCCCCAAUUUUCUGGGAGCCCCUUUUUAACCAGCAGCUCCAUCCCUGCACACAGCCCGAGCUCACUGGCCUGGCUGCUGGGGAGGGAGCAGGGAGGGCUUUGCUGCAUCACCCACAAGAGCCCAUUGCCCAAGGCUCUGGCUCAGGAGAUUUUUGAGGAUCCAAAAUCCCUCCCAGCCUCAGCUCACUGUGAAGAAAACUCUGAGUUUAUUUUCUAAGCACACUGAUGUAGUUUGAGGGGGAAAAGGUGAUGUAGAAGAAUUCUGUGUCUCUGCUAUCUGCAGUUCACAAGGUCAGGUUUAGAAAGCACAGCACAGCAUCCAGGCUGUUUCUCCCUUUUUUCCUGUUAAUAUUCAGGAGGAAAAGUAAAAAAAUAUUGAAUUAUUUAAAUUGGUUUCAGAGUAAAUUGUCAGGUGGGACAAACCAGGCAGCCUUGCCAAGGAGAGGUCACAAGCUGCUUCACAGACCUGUGGAUGAUCUCUGAUGGGCACAGGAGUGGGAGUGCCAAGGGACAAGAGGAAAAACUGGGAUUGGAAUAUCCCCAGAGCCAGGAACACUCUGUGGAACCAUCCCUGACCUCACCCUUCAGAGAUCUGCCAGGUACCAAGGUCCUUCACUGACAAAACUCAGACUUCUGGUGGGUAGAAAACAGCAUAUCCCACAUUUCAAAACAAAAUGACAAAAAAAUCUAGGGCAAAGGAAGAGAUUCUUACCCAGAGCAAACCCAGGGAACAGGAAUGCUGCCACUGCAACCACGUGAGAAGGGAAGGUACAAUCCUGAAACAGCACAGGGGGACAGGGCUGGGUUUGCUCCUGGGGCUUUGGGAGUCUGAAACUGUUUUUAAAAUUAGAUUUUAUUCUGGGUCAAGGAUUUUCCACGAGGGAUACACACAUGCACUUUUGCUUCCAAAAUUCCUGUCUUCCCAGAGGAAAGGUGGGAAUUACAUUUACAUUUGUCCCUCUUUAUCAUAUUCCAGUUAUGCUGAAAUGCCAGAGACAGAAGUUUCAUUUGUCUGGGAGAAACAUGAAAGUCUAUGGAACAACUGAGAAUUGGAAAUCAGAACAUCCCUGAGCUCUACAUAACAAAGUUACCUGUUCACAGGGAGAGAUGCAAGGUGCAGAGUGAUUCCCUUGGCUCCAAUCCUUAAAAUACCCCACCAAACAACUCAAAACCAUGCCAAGUUCUUUGUCUCCCAUUGUCCCAGAUAUUUUGGCUCUUUUCUCAUUUGGCAGAGCCUGGUGCUUCAAAACCAGUGAUUAAAAAAAAAACAGGGUGGGAAGGAACAAUUUCACAGAUUCCUGAAUAAAAACUUGGUGAAUAUUUGA